UCAGCAAGCAAACCGUCCGGUCCAAAAGAAAUCAAAAUUUGCACACUUUACCCCCAAAAUUGAAUUAGAAUUCGACCUAAAUUUCGUUCUCACCACACGCAAACACAAAAUCCACCACCGUGCAACCACCGCCCAUCGCAUCUCCCUACUAAGCGUCCACCGUCGUUCUCUCAUCUCUCUGAUUUCUGUUCUCUCGCAGCCUUUAGCAUGGAUCCAGAAGCUGCAAGAAGUGCACGAGAAGCUCUGGACCUGGCAUUUCACAUGUCCAAUAUACUAGACACGGGCUUAGACCGUCAUACAGUUUCUAUUCUCAUUGCUCUCUGCGAUCUUGGGGUAAACCCUGAAGCACUUGCUGCUAUUGUCAAGGAACUUAGAAAGGAGAGGCUCCCAGUUUCAUCAUUGCAUCCUACACCUCCUUGAUCAUGAUGUAUUUUGUUGCAUCCAACAGCACAAAUCUGUUCAAAGUAUCAUAAACAAUCUUUUAUGAUGUAUUAAGGAUCCCACCAUAAGAUUGUGUUUGUUGUUAUUAGGAAACUAAGUGUAUUUUACUCUUUCUGUCAUUAUAGUGGGUUUAGUGGUGUGAAGUGUGUAAACACCUGAUAUGGCUUAUCAUGAUUCAUGCCUCAAACUUGCUUAUCACUAUCCCUUCCUUAAAGCUGCAGCCAACAAUUCUUUACUUAUAUAAUUAUUUGUGGAAUUAAACAGAUAUAUCAAUUAGUGGGUCA
This is a messenger RNA of Trifolium pratense (red clover), 725 nucleotides long. Its product is annotated as mitotic-spindle organizing protein 1B-like. The record is from RefSeq and is a predicted model, not a curated record. Gene Ontology annotation, cellular component: centrosome; gamma-tubulin ring complex; interphase microtubule organizing center. NCBI's taxonomy places the organism in Eukaryota, Viridiplantae, Streptophyta, Magnoliopsida, Fabales, Fabaceae. The transcript has 2 exons. The coding region runs from base 208 to 420 and encodes 70 amino acids. Gene Ontology annotation, biological process: mitotic spindle assembly; gamma-tubulin complex localization; microtubule nucleation by interphase microtubule organizing center.